Molecule: messenger RNA, 1518 nt
Organism: Clavispora lusitaniae ATCC 42720
Lineage: Eukaryota; Fungi; Ascomycota; Pichiomycetes; Serinales; Metschnikowiaceae
Source: RefSeq, a predicted model, not a curated record
AUGAUGCUCUACGAAGGCGAUGUCAGAAGAUGUCGCCGGUGCAAAAGAAGAAGAAUGGACGACGAGCCGCCCGAAGUGCAGCAGUACAAAACAUGCGCCAAGUGCCGAAUCAUUGAGCGCACCAAAAAGAAGCUGAGGAAACCGCUUGCGGAGGAGACAAUGCGCUACGGCAUGCGCCAGUUCCAGGAACAGAACCAAAACGCCAACUUCAUCCACGACGAUAUCUUCGCGUCCGACCAGCUCUUGUCCGACUUGCAAGCUUCGCGCGACGCGGGGAUUGCAAACCCGCUGAAGCAGCUGCUCAACACGCAGUUCGCGUUGCACAAGCCAAGCGCGUUUGCAUCGGCCCGCCCGGCCAACUACAGCUACGGCCAGCCGAGCUUGGCUGCGUCGGCGGCCAGCUCUGCGUACCAGCUGCCGCAGUUGGGCGGCUCUGCCAGCAUGCCGGGCGCCAGCGCGUUGCCCUCGGCUACGGCCGCUGCCAUUGCUGCUGCCGCCAUCAACGGCGCCGACCAGCUGGCACAGAGCGCCAACCGCCAGCAGAACAAGUAUCGCCAGCACAAGCAGAAGCAGGAAGGUGACCGCGCCAAGCUCCCUGCGCCGUCGUCGUGCGAGCUCUGCGGCGGCGCGUUGGACGCCGACGACAACAUGUGCACCAUGUACCGUUUGUGCAAGCUGUGCUACCUGAACCCAUACGCCAAGGAGCACGUGUACAGCGACUUUGACGACUUCUUGCUCAAGGUGGUGAAGGACAAGGACGCAGAGGCCAUGACGUUUAUUUCGGAGCUUGCGCUGCACUUGGUGGAGUCGCUCAAUACGUCCAAGGCCAUCCGCACCGAGGAGCAGUUCCGCAAGGCCAUGAUGGACCUGUUGACUCUGAUCUACGUUGAUCCUUUGAUCGCGCUGUUGACCCCGUUGAAGUUCACGCGCACAUCCAGCAACGUGGGCGAGGUCAACAACACGGCGCCCGUCGUCUCCAAAGUCAGCCAAAAGUACCACUACACCUUGACGCCUCCUUUGAAACAGACAUACAAUGCCACCACCGAAACGGGCACCACGUCGUUGGAAAUGCUUUUCCUCAUAGAGACAAACCUAAUCAUCAUCAAGAAACGUUCCAAGAAGGCUGUGGCCGACUACAGCGUGCCGUUCUUGAAGGCACUCAGCCGCGACAUGAAGGCCAAGGGCUUUACCUUUGACGACGAACCUGCCAAGGUCUAUGCAGAGCUCCAAGUAUCCGACGUGGGCGCCGACCAGUUUGCGCGUGACUUCAAGCUCUUACAAAAGCAAAUCGGCAACAUUCAAAACAACGAGGCUGCCGCCUCAGCCAACAACGGUCAACAUGUUGGACAUGAGCAACUCGAGCACAACGCGUCGGGUGAUGCGGAGUCAAACGAAAAGCUUGAAGACGACGCCGAGGACGACGAAGAAAAAUUCGAAGAUGAAGAUGAGGAGGAUUUGGGCGAAGAAUCGAGCGAGGCAGAGGACCCCGACGACUUGGAUCCUGCUUUUGCUGCCUAA